Leptopilina boulardi is the source of this 1631-nucleotide messenger RNA. RefSeq names its product neuropeptides capa receptor-like. Gene Ontology annotation, biological process: neuropeptide signaling pathway. The transcript is spliced from 5 exons. Gene Ontology annotation, molecular function: neuromedin U receptor activity. Gene Ontology annotation, cellular component: plasma membrane. The record is from RefSeq and is a predicted model, not a curated record. Lineage: Eukaryota; Metazoa; Arthropoda; Insecta; Hymenoptera; Figitidae. Bases 560 to 1609 code for a protein of 349 amino acids.
AUGAUUAGACUUCCGUUUUUCUAAUCGAAACGGAAAACGCAGUUGAUUUUUUUUUAUAACACACAUGAUUUAAACAGAACUAGAUAUUAUGACUAAUCGUUUAUUUUACCAGUCAGUAAGUGAUUUCUCAGUUUCAAUGAUAAGUUUUAUUUAUUAAGUUAUGUUUUGUGUUUCUGUGACGAACAAUAAUUUUUCUUUACUGAAGUUAAAUAAAUAAAAUAUUUUUUCAAUAAAAUUAUAAAAUAAUAAAAAGUAAAAAAACAAAUAAAAAUAAAAUAAAACAAUAAAAAUAAUAAAUAAAUAAAUAAAUAAUACCUAAUAAUACAAAUAAGAAUAAAGUAAUAGUAAUAAUAAUAUUUCACUAAAAUAGUUGUAGUAAUUAAAAAGAAAAAAUAAUUUAAAUAAAGAAUUUUGGAAACAAAAUUACAAUUUUUUUUUUAAAUUAAACUUCGCGAAAAUAUUUGACAAUGUUUUGUAAACAUUCAUUUUUCUUAAUUUCGUAAUGAAAACUUUUUUUCCUAAUGUUAAAAACGAAAAAAAGUAGUUUAUUGAAAUUUCAAUGGAAAUGGAGGAUUCGGAAAAUUCGGAUCUCAAGUACCUUGAUAAAUUACUUGGUCCCCAACAAUUGCCAUUAAUAAUAGCAGUGCCUUUAAAUUUAAUUUAUAUAAUUAUAUUUUUUGUUGGAAUUAUUGGAAAUUUAGCGACAUGUAUGGUGACAAUAAAAAAUUCAUCUAUGCAAAAUAUUACCAAUUAUUAUCUCUUUAGUUUAGCUGUGUCUGAUUUACUUUUAUUAAUAAUAGGUCUGCCAAUUGACAUUAUGGAUAUUUGGCAUAGAUAUCCAUGGCAAUUGGGUUCAUUUUUCUGCAAAUUGUCUCACUAUAUUUUAGAAAUGUCAUGUAAUGUAUCUGUAUUAACGAUAAUGGCAUUUUCAUUGGAAAGAUACGUCGCUAUUUGUCAUCCUUUUCGUCUUCAAGGAAUAAGCGGUUUUAAAAGACCAAUAAUUGUGAUUUUUGGUUGUUGGCUGACGGGAAUUAUUACAGCCAUUCCAACAGCUUUAAAUUCUAUAGUUUCAUCAAUGUAUUAUUUUCAAGGUAAAUUAAUUCUGUCCGAAAAAUCGGCUCUAUGUGCAACGCGAAGAUUUCAAUACCCUUAUUUAGAAAUAAGUUUUGUAGUAUUCUUUUUAGUGCCAAUGAUUUUAAUUACUAUUUUGUAUAUAAAAAUGGGAUUGAAAAUUCAUAGAAGUACAAAUCAUACAAUUUCUGAUCAACAAUCAAUUAGUUUCGAAUCUAAACAAUUACAGGCAAGAAAGUCGAUAAUCAAAAUGCUAUGUGCAGUGGUAGUUACGUUUUUUGUAUGUUGGGCACCAUUUCAUACACAAAGAAUUUAUAGCAUCUAUUCAAACUAUGCAUCGGAUGAGCUGUUCAUUCUCAGUGGCUUAUCAUAUUAUAUGAGCACGGCUGCCAAUCCAAUUUUGUACAAUGUCAUGAGCACACGUUAUAGAGCAGCCUUUAAAGAAACUAUAUGUUGCAUUUCAAUUUCAAUUAAAGUUAAGAAAAACACUGAUUCAACAAAACAAAAUGAAAACAAUAUUUCUGAGAAUAAUGUCUAAUUUUCGCGACUAAUUAAUUAUA